CCGGAACUUGAGAGGACAGUGGAACGGGAUGUUUUGACAGUUCGUGUGGAAGUUUUGUAAAUAUUUUCAGUAGGAUGAAGAGUACACGUCAUUAUGCAAGAUAAGAAAGCCAGUGGGAGUCGUUCUGUCAAAACCAAUGGUUACUACGACGAUAGCAGGUCCUCAAACCCACCAUCGAGCAAUGGCCACAUCAAAAACCACCCCGAAUCUCACGACUGGGACGACUGUCUUCCUGUACCGAAAUUGAAAUUUCUUCCAGCGGCCGCAAUAGUUUUUUGUCUUGCCGUCGCAUGUUUCGUGAACAGUUAUGAUGGAGACUUUGUGUUUGAUGACAGUGAGGCGAUUCUCAACAACAAAGACCUGUUACCCGAGACCCCAGUCGAGCAGAUCUUCACACACGACUUUUGGGGCAGGAAACUGGAUUCCAAGACCAGUCAUAAGUCAUACAGACCUCUGACAGUCCUCACAUACAGAUGGAACUAUGCGUGGGCGGGAGACCUGAAGCCGUCGUGUUUCCACAUUGUCAACAUCGCCCUCCAUGGCGUCGUGUCCGUCCUGUUUCUCCGCGUCUUCUCCGUCCUUUUCGCCGGCCAUUCCACCGAUUCGCUCAGCGGUUACCCAUCAUUCCAAGCACCACGGGCUGCCUUCCUCUCAGCAGUGUUGUUUGCUGUGCAUCCCAUUCACACAGAAAGUGUGGCUGGUGUGGUAGGGAGAGCUGACCUUCUCUGUGCCUUCACCUUUCUUCUGUCUUUCAUCUGCUAUGUCAGAAGCUGUUUAAACGAUUGCGGUCAGAGUUACCGGCCGGCCAGUGUGUCUGUGUUGUGGAUGUUUCUCAGUGUUGUUCUGUGUGUGAUGUCCACAUUCUGUAAGGAACAGGGGAUCACGGUCAUUGGUGUCUGCAGUGUCUUUGAUAUUAUUGUUGUGUGUCGAGUGGAUUUAUUACAAGUUUUACAUAUCAGAAGACCAAUCUCAGCCAAUCAGAAUGGUCUUUGCCACAGCCCUGGUCCCAGGCGACCAACUUCCACCAAUCAAAAUGGCCAUUGCAGCAGUCCUGAGCAUAAUCAAAUACCGGCUGGCUGGCCCCCAUGGAUAAGGUCACUGAUAUUACGACAGAUAAUUCUGUUUUUAACUGGUGUGUCACUGCUAGUCACUCGAUGGAGACUGAUGGGAUCAGAGACGCCCGUCUUCCAAAUCCAUGACAAUCCACAUUCGUUUGUCAGUGGAACUUUAUACAGGUAUGACAACUUCUUUGAGGGAGAAUUCGUCUUCUACCAACACAAAACUCUACCAUACACAGUACACACGUUCUACCGCAAGUGUGGUGCGAAAGCCUCGUGUAACUGCGCAGUAGCUGUCCGCGUUGAUGAUGAUGUUGUAGUCUUUGAUAAAUGUGGAUCAGUCCACAGCACUGCAGACGAAACUCACCCAAUGAGCAUCACCAUGUACAAGAAUGGCGAUCUCUCGCCAGGUUUCUCCGUUUACAAAUCCAGAGGUGGAAAAUAUACAGUUUUCCUUCCCAAUGGUGCUGAACUCAAAGUGCGAGUGCAGAAGAGAGGAGGAUCCAAGCAAUUCAUCAACGUCUGGUUCACAGCUUCAUCCGCUGACUUCAACCAGACACAAGUCAAGCAAUUCCUGCUGCCGCUGUGGGUCAUCCGCGGCAUCAAUAAACAACUGCACAGCUUUCUGCAUGGUGACCCCUGUCCUUCCCGACGCGAGCGACUGUCUCACAGCACGUCUCACAAUCUCUGCGUUAUCUUUCAUGCCCCGCUCCGUCGCAUCUGGAUCUGCAGUCACGCUGAACAGACUCUGGUGCAGAACCAACUGACUGUUUCUAGGAAGUUCAGGCAGUAUCUGGUUGAUGAUCUCAUUGAAGUGUUCCCUGUGACACAGCUGCUGUUCUCAUUAAACCAGAGGAAAGACGAAAAAUUGUUCAGACACCUUGGUGCCAACGUCCAAGUCAGCGUCGACAAGAACUUUGCUGGGGUGGACCUGCCAAACCAGAAGAACAUUUCAUGGAUCAAGCGGAUGCUGCCUGUGACACUAUGGAUGAAGAUGGUGAAAUCAAAGAAGCCGUGGAUCAAACAGAUGCCGCCCGUGGCACAGACGCUGCCUGGGAUGAAGAAGACUGCUAAUGUUUGUCAGGGUGCUAAUUUUUCUAUGUUUUUCAGGGUGCUGAUAGUGUCGAUGGCGUUACUGGUUGUGCCGUUCCUCCCUGCGUCCAACGUCUUCUUCAGGGUCGGGUUUGUGGUGGCCGAGAGAAUCCUCUACCUGUCGAGCGCCGGGUUCUGUAUGCUCGUCACACUCGGAGCCAAACAGCUUUCUUCCAAACCACACUUCAGACAGAUUGUUCAAACUGGUUUUGUCUUCAUCACUGUGAUGUUUGUGAUUCGCUCUGUUCAGAGGAGUAACGAAUGGCGUACAGAGAUGUCACUUUUCAUGGCUGGUGAAAAUGUCUGCCCACUCAAUGCUAAGGUUCACUACAACAUCGCCAAGCUGCAGGCUGACAACAACAAUACCGACGUCGCCAUCGACAAAUACCGACUGGCCAUCAGACUGAACAGUGAGUAUGACCAAGCAAUGAACAACCUGGCUAACAUUCUCAAAGAUCAGGGCCAGUCGGCCGAGGCAGAAGAACUGCUACUGCGAGCCGUGCAGAUCAGCCCUGAGUUUGCUGCAGCAUGGAUGAACCUGGGUAUUGUACAGGCAGAAUUGAAGAAAACCGUAUCAGCAGAGUACAGCUACCUGCAGGCCCUGCGACAUCGGCGCAACUACCCAGACUGCUACUACAACCUCGGCAACCUGUACCUGGACCUGGGUCGUCAUGGUGAUGCCCUGAUGGCGUGGAGGAACUCCACCAAGUUGAAACCCACCCACGUGAACGCGUGGACCAACACACUGAUCCUGCUCGACAACCUCGGUCAGCAUGACGACGCGAUCCGCGUGGGCCAGGAGGCGUUGAAGGUGAUGACACGCGAGUCACAGAUCUACUUCAACAUGGCCAAUGUCUUCGGAAAGAUGGAGCGCUAUCGAGAGAGCGAGGACAUGUUUCUCAAGGCAAUACAGUUAGACGAGAACAAUGCAAGAUUUCACUUGAAUCUUGGUGUGUUGUACCACAGGUGGGGCAAACUGGAGAAUGCAGAGACCGUGUACAAGAAGGCUUUACUCCUAGAACCCAACGACCCGUCAACGGCAGAAAAUCUCAAAAUGUUGUACAGAAAGAUGGGAAAGAACAGAUAGGAUGACCAGUGCUAUUUAGUGUGAUUUCACAGUCACAGAUCACUGUGAUUUUUACAGCCACAUAUCACUGUGAUUUGACAGCCACAUAUCACUGAUUUUUAGUCACAGAUCACUCUGAUUUCACAGCCACAUAUCACUGUGAUUUCACAGCCACAGAUCACUGAUUUCACAGCCACAGAUCACUCUGAUUUCACAGUCACAGAUCACUCUGAUUUUACAGACACCGAUCACUGAUUUUACAGCCACAUAUCACUGAUUUUUACAGACACAUAUCACUGUGAUUUCACAGCCACAGAUCACUGAUUUUACAGCCACAUAUCACUGAUUUUACAGCCACAUAUCACUGUGAUUUUUACAGACACAGAUCUCUCUGAUUUCACAGCCACAGAUCACUGAUUUUACAGCCACAUAUCACUGUGAUUUCACAGCUACAGAUCACUGAUUUUACAGCCACAUAUCACUGAUUUCACAGCCACAUAUCACUGAUUUUACAGCCACAUAUCACUGUGAUUUUACAGCCACAUAUCACUGUGAUUUUUACAGACUCAGAUCAUUGAUUUUACAGUCACAUAUCACUGAUUUCACAGCCACAUAUCACUGUGAUUUCACAGUCACAGAUCACUGAUUUUACAGCCACAGAUCACUGAUUUCACAGCCACAUAUCACUGUGAUUUCACAGUCACAUAUCACUGAUUUCACAGCCACAGAUCACUGAUUUUACAGUCACAUAUCACUGUGAUUUCACAGCCACAUAUCACUGUGAUUUCACAGUCACAUAUCACUGAUUUCACAGCCACAGAUCACUGAUUUUACAGUCACAUAUCACUGUGAUUUCACAGCCACAUAUCACUGUGAUUUCACAGUCACAUAUCACUGAUUUCACAGCCACAGAUCACUGAUUUUACAGUCACAUAUCACUGUGAUUUCACAGUCACACAUCACUGAUUUUACAGUCGCAUAUCACUGAUUUUUACAGACACGGAUCACUGAUUUCACAGACACCGAUCGCUGUGAUCAACCGUAUUAGUCACUGUGAUUUUCAAUGACAUAGUAUUGUAACUGAUUUUUAACCACAUUAGUCACCAUUUUAAACUACACAGUAUAGUCACUGAUUUUCAACUACUUGGUCACUGUCCUAUUGCACCACAUUGGUCUGUGACUCUCAGCCACAGUGGUCUCUGUGAUUUUCAGCCACAUUGGUCUUUGUGAUUUUCAGCCACAUUGGUCUCUGUGAUUUUCAAUCACUGAUAAGUGAAUUUCAACCACAAUGAUCACUGAUUUUCAACCAAAACUGAUCACUGGGAGGUUCAACCACAUUGAUCUAUGGCUGUCACAGCAUUGACACAAAUAUGUUAUGUACAGUGUAUAACAAAAUAUAUUUCUGUUGUAAGUGCUGGACUAAAAACUUUACUCCCAAACAAUUUUGUCCAUGCAAACUUGUAUGUGUAAUACAUUUCCAUUUUUGAUGUCAGAAAUUUUUUUAAUUUUAAUAUAAGAUAUAUUUUUUAAUGAAAUGAAUUUGUACAUUUUUAAUUUUUGAAAAUUAUUAUUUCAAUGAAAUAAUGAGGUUUUUUAAAACCAGGCUUUCAAAUCUAGUGCUUUUAUAGCCAUGACUUUUUAAACAACCUGAUGUUUGUUGUAGAAAUAACUUUUAAUUGUGUGGGUCAAGCAAUUUAUUUUUUUACAUAUCUUGCCAAUAGCAAUAGCAAUAACUGCCUUAAUUUACCUUUCAAAAAUAUCCCACUACAUGAUGAUUGUAGUUUUUAUGCAAAAUGUGAUAUGUAAUUACAAUGUAAUUAAUUAGUACUAUAUAUGGAUUGAAACAUAUUUAUUGCUUUUUAAAAAACCCAAAUUGAUUAGGCACAAGUUACUAAGCCUUUUCUAGUACUAUAUAUGUAUGUGAUACAUUUAAUAGUUCAUUAAUUAACUAAACAUUAGUAUUACAUAUGUAUGUGAUCCAUUCUAUAAUUAAUUGGUUAAUGAAAUAUUAGUACUACAUUUGUAUGUGAUGCAUUCUAUAGUUACUUGGUUAACUAAACAUUAGUACUAUAUGUUACAUUAUAUAGUUAAUUGGUUAACUAAACAUUAGUACUACAUAUGUAUGUGAUACAUUCUAUAAUUGGUUAACUAAACAUUAGUACUACAUAUGUAUGUGAUACACUCUAGUUAACAUUAGUACUACAUAUGUAUGUGAUACACUUCAGUUAACAUUAGUACUACAUAUGUAUGUGAUACAAUCUAGUUUGUUAAUUAACUAAAGAUUAGUACUACAUAUGUAUGUGAUACACUCUAGUUAACAUUAGUACUACAUAUGUAUGUGAUACACUCUAGUUUGUUAAUUAACUAAACAUUAGUACUGUACAUAUGUAUGUGAUACAUUCUGUAGUUAAUUGUUAACAAAACAUUUAUGUGAUACAUUGUAUAUUCUAUAGUCAUUUGGUUAACAAAAUAGUAGUACUACAUUUGUAUGUGAUACACUCUGUAGUUAACUGGUUAACUAAACAUUAGUAUUACAUAUAUAUGCAUGGAAUAGCACAAUUACUAACUGACCUAGUGCACAUGUUGUGCAGUAACUCUGUGGUACAUGUCUACAUUUGCACACGUUGUGCAUUAACCCUGUAUUACCCAUCUAUAUUCAUCUAGUCUUAGAUAAUCUUGAAUAACUGUUAAACAGUUUUCCAUUACUUGAUAGCAGUUAAUUUCUAUAGAUUUUUGGUGGCUGAAAGAUUAAGGUCACAGACAUGCAAGUUGAUGCAACUGAUACAUAUCUGGUCAUUGUUAAAAUAGUUAUCUGUGUUCUUCCACUAGGAGUUGUAACUUUAAUGUAUCUUUCUUUUAGUGUGUUUCUUUUUCUGUCCUCUGUUUUUGUUGUGUCUCGCUCCAUGGCCAUGUCAUUUUCACGAUAGGGUGGCUUGAGCUGCAUGCUUAUUUUUCCAGCAUCAGUUUUUGUGUACUGAUUUACAAUGGCCUAGAAGGCUGACAAAAAGAUUUAAAGAUGACCAGUGUCUCUUUCUGUCUCUCUGACCAUAUAGCUAAUUGUCUCACUCUCUCUUUCAGUCUCUCUCUCUUUCAGUCUCUCUUUCAGUCUCUCUCUCUCUCUCUCUCUCUCUCUCUCUGUUCUGUUCUCUCUCU
Messenger RNA from Gigantopelta aegis, 6369 nucleotides. Its product is annotated as protein O-mannosyl-transferase TMTC4-like. Gene Ontology annotation, molecular function: protein binding; mannosyltransferase activity. Gene Ontology annotation, cellular component: endoplasmic reticulum. The coding region runs from base 94 to 3237 and encodes 1047 amino acids. Lineage: Eukaryota; Metazoa; Mollusca; Gastropoda; Neomphalida; Peltospiridae. The transcript is spliced from 22 exons. The record is from RefSeq and is a predicted model, not a curated record. Gene Ontology annotation, biological process: protein O-linked glycosylation via mannose; endoplasmic reticulum unfolded protein response.